AUGAGGCAAGCUUCGUCUUCUUCUUCUUGUAAUUCAACAAGUUUAACAAACAGACUUAAGACAAUCUUCAAGAAAGCUUAUGAGCUUUCAGUUCUCUGUGCGAUUGAGGUUUGCGUCAUCUACUAUGGACCAGACGGCAGACUGAAGACAUGGCCUAAGGAGAAAGAGAAAGUGAAAGACAUGGCUAUGAGGUAUAAAGAGGCGAGAAAACGCAACAAGAAACGGACUCUCUCGAAACUACAAGAAAGACUUCGUUUUGUUGAGGCGAAGAAACAGAGGAACGCAAACUUGGUUCAUCCGAACCAACAACCCUUGAAUCCUAGCAAGUUCUCGCUGUAUAUGUACAACCAUGAAGAUGCUACCUUCUCCCAGCUCCCACUUUCUGCUUCACAAUCAAACCAACUCCAAUUACCAAAAUCGCUUGAUGAAGCAGGAACCUUAUAGUUAUAGUCAUAACAUGUGUGUGGACAACACAAACUUUCAACAUCCCUACGUCUCAACAACACAAGACUACUCACAGUUACUUCCAGUGCAAGCAUCUGCAGUAAAUAA
This is a messenger RNA of Camelina sativa (false flax), 552 nucleotides long. Lineage: Eukaryota; Viridiplantae; Streptophyta; Magnoliopsida; Brassicales; Brassicaceae. The record is from RefSeq and is a predicted model, not a curated record.